This is a messenger RNA of Ananas comosus (pineapple), 2337 nucleotides long. Its product is annotated as AUGMIN subunit 3. The record is from RefSeq and is a predicted model, not a curated record. The coding region runs from base 219 to 2069 and encodes 616 amino acids. Gene Ontology annotation, biological process: centrosome cycle; spindle assembly. Gene Ontology annotation, cellular component: HAUS complex; centrosome; mitotic spindle. The transcript has 20 exons. Lineage: Eukaryota; Viridiplantae; Streptophyta; Magnoliopsida; Poales; Bromeliaceae.
GCCUAGAGUCCCUUUGGCGGGACACUGCCGUCGGGAGUCCUUUCACCAACCCAACCCCUUUUAACUUUCAAAAAAGCGGCCUGCUCCGCCGUGGGCUGCCCGGCCGGCUCUUCUCCAAAAAAAGAAUCCGAAAAAAAAGGGGCUGCAGGACGAGGGGAAGUGUUGACGGGCAUUUCGGUCGGUUGGUGGUGGUGGUGGUGGUGGUGGUGGGAGGAGCGAUGAGCGGCGGCCGGCUGUGCGCGGUGUUGGGGGAGCUGGGAUUCGACGGCCAGGGCUCGCUGGAUCCGGACAGCUUCGAGUGGCCCUUCCAGUACGAGGAGGCCCACCCCCUCCUCGACUGGAUCUGCUCCUCCCUCCGCCCUUCCAACGUCCUCUCCCCCGCCGAACUCUCUCAGUAUGAACAGUUUGUGCAAGAAGGAAAGCUUCUGGAGGGGGAAGACUUGGAUUCUGCUUUUGAUAGCAUUUCAGCCUUUUCCAACAAGAGAGACAAUCAGGAAGCAGUAUUUGGAGCGGAAGAGAGGCUAAUAGAUAUACGGGAGGCAAAGCUAGUGUACAAAGCAGAAGCUCUAGAAUUGCAGAAGCAGCUUUCACGCCAACAAUCACAGUUUGAUAUACUUGCAAGUCAGGCUUCUGCUCUAAUUCAGGGCAGAAGGGCUCGUGUUGCUGCAACCUCUGCAGUUAAUGCACAACUUAGAGCACUAGAAGAGAAGCUUUCUGCAAGAAAUUUAGAAAUGAAUGCAGUUCUAGGAAAAAUUGCUGCUACAGCUCAUAAGCUGGCUCAGUAUCAUUCAGGGGAUGAGGAUGGAAUCUACUUAGCUUACUCUGAUUUCCACCCAUAUUUAAUUGGAGAUUUAGCUUGUACCAAAGAGCUGAACCAGUGGUUUUCCAAGCAAUUUGACAAGGGACCAUUUCGGCUUGUUGCUGAAGAGGGCAAAUCUAAAUGUUCAUGGGUGAGCCUUGAUGACAUCACAAAUUGCUUGAUAAGAGGAGAUUCAGAAAAAUCUCAUCAUCAUCGUGUGGCUGAGCUGCAACGACUCCGAUCCAUAUUUGCAACAAGUGAAAGGCAGUGGGUGGAAGCCCAAGUUGAGAAUGCUAAGCAGCAGGCUAUACUCUCAAUGCUGAAAUCUCAAAUAUCAUCUGAUGAGUCUCACAUUCAUCGGGAUGUCCAUUCACUACGGAGAAAAAACUCAGAACUGACUGGAGAACUUGCAAACCUCUCUCAUAAAGUGCAGAUGUUUUUAUCUGAGACUAUUCCUAGUUUAUGCUCAGAGCUUGCCCAACUUCAAGACACGUAUAUUUUGCAAGGAGAUUGUGAUUUGAUGGUUAUGCGCCAGGAGUGCUACAUCAGCCGGCAAAAAACGUUCAUAAAUCACCUGGUUAAUCAGCUUGCUAGACACCGGUUUCUGAAAAUAGCUUGUCAACUUGAAAGAAAGGCUAUACUGGGUGCAUAUUCCUUGCUUAAAGUUAUUGAAUCAGAGUUACAAGGUUAUCUCUCAGCAGCUAAUGGUCGUCUGGGCCGCUGUCUCUCACUAAGUCAAGCUGCUUCUGAGGUGCAAGAGCAAGGGGCAGUUGAUGAUCGUGAUACUUUUCUGCAUGGCGUGCGGGAUCUUCUAAGUAUUUAUUCAAAUUCACAAGCACCAUUACCAUCCUAUGUGUCGACACAUGGAAUAGUUCAGCAGAUAUUGGCAUUGCAAUCAGACUUGCUGUCUCUCCAGUUUGAGCUAGAAAACACUCUUCCGGCUGAUCGUAGAAGAUGCAUCAAUGAACUGUGCACUCUGAUUCAAACUCUGGAGCAACUUUUAUUUGCGUCAUCAACAACCGCAGAGCCAAUAUUGACACCUAGGCCUCUUAUGCGAGCACUUGAAGAUAUGGAAAAGGUCAACUCACAAGUCUCUGCUUUUGUUGAAGAAGUCACAGAGGCUCAUCGUCAGAAGGCUGAGAUUGUUAAACAUCAUCCACACGAAGUGGGACGGGAGAGACAGGUAUUUGUCGACUUCUUCUGUAACCCUGACCGGCUCAGGAGUCAAGUCAGAGAGCUCACUCUACGAGUCAAAGCGCUCCAGGAAUAGCUCUCGUCCAGUUGUGCAUCAAACUUUCAUGGUACCAAUAGUGUGAAGCAACCCUCUCUCCUUUGUUUGCCGUGGCUACUCGAGUAGAAAGCUGUCGCCGAGAAGUUUCCGCGUGCCGUGUUGUGCUGUGUUGUCUUAUUGAAGCAAUGGUGUGCGCCGAAAUGCAGUGGUUGAUAUUUGUAUGCUAUCAAAUGUAAUGUUGAUAUUAAUGCAAAAGUAAUUUGUUUAAGUCUCUUUAAUUUUCUUUUUUUCUCUUUUUUUUUGUUGU